Messenger RNA from Gambusia affinis (western mosquitofish), 1824 nucleotides. It is a transcript of the gene ccdc197, whose product is annotated as coiled-coil domain-containing protein 42 homolog. The transcript has 10 exons. The record is from RefSeq and is a predicted model, not a curated record. The coding region runs from base 677 to 1813 and encodes 378 amino acids. Lineage: Eukaryota; Metazoa; Chordata; Actinopteri; Cyprinodontiformes; Poeciliidae.
AACCUCCUGCUGGACUUCAUCUGGAUCAGGUGUGUGUGUGGAGAAUUGUGAAGAUUUUCUUCAGGUAUUGUCUCGUGUGGAACAGCAGAUGUUUCAGCUGGAACAACAGAUGUUUCAGUUGCUCCAGGAGUGUGUGAAAGGUGGUAGCUAUUCCUAGCUAUAUCCGGAUCUGGACUGACUCCUGGUGCAUCAAUGACUUGUCCCAAGACCUUUAUUCUGCGUUUAAAAAAAAUAACAUUUGUCAUUUAGUGUUACUUUCGCCUCUUGGAGUCAAAACAUUGCCUUCCUCAGUCUUUCAUCGUGCUCCUGCUGCGUCGUCCCCCAGAUGAGGACAUGAUCCAUCUGACAAAGGACCCCAUCCAGGCCCUCUAGAAUCUGUGUCAUGCGUUUCUGGAAGUGCUGUGGUGCCGCUGAAAUCCCAAAGUAGAGCCGAUUGUAGCAAUAGCGCCCAAAAGGUGUAAUGAAGGUGGUGAGCAGGGAAGACCUCCUUGACCAUAUGUAUAUUUAAUAAAGUCUUGAGGCUACACAGAAGCACGCGUGAGACAUCUCCAUCUUAGCAGGCAUUCUUCUGGGCAGUCUCCCAGUGGUUGCCAGGCUACAGCUACUCAAACCCAGGAAGAAGAGUGUUGAUUCUGUUUCAUGAUAAGAACGGCAGGGAGACACGUUUACAUCAGAAAUGACAACGACUCCUUUACCAGUUUUGGACGGAGACUCUUGUUCAAAACUUCAAAUGGAAGAACGAGUGAAAAAUGUUUUUGUCACUCAGCCGGAGGACCCGAGAGACAGGAAAAAAAAGAAGAUGUGCAUACCUGGUACAACAGAAACUUCAAGCAAACUCUUAGAGGCUGGAGUGAAAGCACUAAAAAGGACCCUUAUUGCAAGAAAACAGGCUGAGCUGCAUGAACUGGACGUGCAACUCGCCCUCAAAACACAAGACUUCAGGAGCUGCAUGGAGGCUCUUGCUAAUAGAAGGUCCGAGUUGGAAACUCAACAACAGCAGACUAAAGAGGAGGAGAUGAAAUUUGAGAAGUUUGUGGCUGAGAAAGAAGUGAAGCGACAAAGAGCGCUGAAACAGUGUGAAGCAACUUUGGAGCAGAACAUCCUGAAGCAGAGACAGAUUGAGGAUUUAACUGAACAACUGACAAAACUACAAACCAGGAGACACAUUGUAAAGCAGAGAACAGAAAAAAACAAAAUCUACGAGGAUUAUCUGAUGAAAACUCUGGAUCGUCUCCCUAGCCUUCCCCGCCACAACAAUAGCGAAUCUUUAGCCAUGCUGAUCAUUCGACGCCAUGAGACGCUGUCCUUCACCCACCAGGAGCUGCUGCAACGUUUGAGGCGAAUGCAGGCGGAGGUGGAGCGGCAGUGGCGGCAGCUGCAAAACAUGAAGCAGCAGCACAGCACAGCAACACUGAUGUCCAGUAAAGAACUUUCUGAACUGCACAGCGAGUUAGAAAGCCUGAAAGAGAAGAACAGGCAGGUUGAAGUUAACCUGGUGAUGAAACGAGGCGUAUCCAGAGAGAAGGUAGAGGAAGUUGGAAAAUUACUUAUGGCUGUCAACAAUCUUGCACAAGAGUGUUACAUCCCAGAAUUUGGACCGCUGGAAGGCAUGAGUGUCUUGACUAUGAUGGACAUGGUGAAGGAGUUUGUACUGGACAAGGCCGACACGGAGAAGAGAUUGAGGAAGCUGGAGUCCUGCUCCACCGCAACUCUGACCGACAAACGAUGGAGAAAGUCGCAGAAAAGCAUCGGCAGCAAAACUCAAAUCAAAAGCUCAAGUAAAGCCAGUAAAAUCAGCGACUCGUCCAACUGAUGCUGUCAUUU